UGAAGAUCAUACCGAGCAAGUUUUUAUGGACUGCUUUCUACAAAUAAAGUUCAGAUUUACUUUGGAAAUCAUGUAACUUUUCAAUCCGAAAUGAGAGGGAUGCUACAAGUUGUGAUGUUAUUGGAUUUUAUCAACAUUUAAUCUGAUGUACUCACAUAAUAAAAUAUGAAUAUUUCCAACGUGUCCAAUACUUUUCAAAAUGCUUCAAAGACAUUUAAUGGAACACGAUACGUAGAAAUAGAAGGAGCGAGGGAGUGGUGUCUGGCAUCCCUUGUCCUGGCAUGGCUGCUUGUCAUUUUGACGAUCACCAUGAACACAGCAGUGAUUGUUUGCAUUUGUAGCCAGAAGAAGAAGUCUAGAUUGUACUUUCUGCUGCUGAACAUGGCCCUCGCAGAUUUAUUGACGGGAAUAUUUGACACUUUUGUCAACGCAACAGAAAGAUCGCUCGGAUAUGAAGAUAUGACGUGGGCGUGGUUCGCUGGCCUGUAUGGGUGUAAAAUACAAAGGAUGGCUGCUACUGCCUUUGCGAUGACGUCAAAUUUCAUACUUGCAGCUACAAGUUUUGAUAGGGCGUUCGUUAUCGCCAAACCUAUGAUUAAUUUCAAACAAGGGUUGGUUGUACAGAAGUAUCUGACAAUAUUGUGCUGGGUAUGUAGCUCAUUAUUGAGCAUUCCUGUAUAUCUAGCGAUGUAUUUGAUACCCGUGUUAUUGGACAAGGCCUAUGUUCUAUGCUUCCUUGACGAGAAGGUGAUAAGCUUCAGUACUGUGACGCACUACCUGCUGGUGUUCCAAUACCUACUCCCCCUCUCGAUAAUUGUGGUAAGCUAUGAGGUCCUGUUAUGCGCCCUGGGCCGCCGGUCUGCAUCAUGCGGGAAAAGAGAUUCCGGUGGGAAUGGUUUGAUGAGGAUUUUCAAUUCCGGCUUGCCCCGUAUAAAGACAAGGAGUCUGAAACUUAUGUGUGGCAUAGUUGCAGGGUUUGUUUUGGCAUGGACACCUUACUUCACAAUAUCUUACUUAAGUAUAUUUGGAUACAAUCAUCCGUCUCUACAAGUUGGCGGUCUUAUGUACUACUUAAACGGAAUAAUAAACCCAGUGGUUUUCUGUUUUUCUCACCGUACAGAACCAGUCAAUUCGUCGACGAGCUCUUCUUCAAAUGAAACAGCAACGAAUGCAAGCAUGAUAACGAAGAAGUCCUCUCGAACUUUCCUACCAACAGACGAUAUGGUAAAUGAUAAAGUACUUUGAAAAAGUCAAAUAGAUAUGAUCAGUAUGUGGUGUAAGUUGAUAGUUUGAAUUCGAUGUUACGGGGACAAGGUCUUCAAAUAAGAUGCACAAAAAAAAAAUCAGCAAAAAGAAAGACAAUGCAGAGUUACUCAUUAUCAUUAAAAUUGCAUAAUCUUCCGGAUUUGAUUUGAUUUUUGAUUUUUCCGGAACUGAUUUUCUCUAUAUUCUCAGAAAAUGAAUGCACAUGCUAGUAAGCAAAAAUAAUUAAUUGCAAGCCCCAUGCGUAUCUUUAUCUAAGUUAUAGUAUAUGUAUAUAAGUCGAAAUGAAGAAAAUGAACAUAUUGUAUUAUUAAAAGUUCUUUGAAUCAUCAUCAAAUGUUAAUGUGUAAUUCUUUCGAUAAUAAUUCAUUAAGCUUCUAUAUAGCAUGUUAUUAUUUAAAGGCAAAUGACGCGUUUUUCCUUUACCAGAUUAACAGAUUCUCUUUUUUUGUUCAUUCAUUAUAUAAUCAAUUGGUAUUAAGGAAAACUGACGUAAGCAGUUGAAUCAACAGUAAACAAAUGUUUAAAAGGUCUUCGAUAUUCUAUAUUCACGAUAUUUUAAAAUUCUUUAUAACCAUACUAAACGACUGCUAAGUACCACCAUUAUUGUGAUAAAACGGUUUCCAAAAAGGAUUUUGGGAAUAUAUUCCAUUUGCCAUUAUUUGUAUUACAAAGGAGAAAAUUCACACGAUCUUAAAGAUAUGACCUAUGUCCAAACUUGUAACAAGUAACAAGUAACUAAGCACAUAAUACAAUGUCGCACAUACUGUUCUCAGCAUUAUUAUUCUUCUUAAAAGUAAUUUUCAAAAACAAAAUGAGUCUGAUGAUGAAUUGAGAUAUUUCCAGAAAUAUUCUCCUAAAGAAAUGACAUCGCUCAGGAAAACAAGCCAGGAAGUACUUCCGAUACAACAUAAACAUCCAAAACGUAGAAACAGCAAUCUUAGUAAAUUGAAAUUUAAAACAAAUUACGCCCACUUACCCGAGUCUGUAUGAUUUAUAACAUAAUUAACGCCCAUUAAACCCGAAUGUGCGCAAAUACAUUCUCCUGGGAAUGGGCUGAUGCUGUAAUAUAGACAGCUUUACAACAUAUCAGCAGGAAACGUUUUAUUGUAACAAUAAAAUGCUUCCCAACGGACAUCAGUUUAUUGGUGGCUGAAGGAAAAAUUC
Molecule: messenger RNA, 2430 nt
Organism: Mya arenaria
Lineage: Eukaryota; Metazoa; Mollusca; Bivalvia; Myida; Myidae
Product: adipokinetic hormone/corazonin-related peptide receptor variant I-like
Exons: 7
Coding region: 166-1245 (359 amino acids)
Biological process (GO): neuropeptide signaling pathway
Cellular component (GO): membrane
Molecular function (GO): corazonin receptor activity
Source: RefSeq, a predicted model, not a curated record